Drosophila willistoni is the source of this 1412-nucleotide messenger RNA. RefSeq names its product ubiquitin-like modifier-activating enzyme 5 (gene Uba5). Gene Ontology annotation, molecular function: UFM1 activating enzyme activity. Gene Ontology annotation, cellular component: cytoplasm; cytosol. The transcript has 2 exons. Lineage: Eukaryota; Metazoa; Arthropoda; Insecta; Diptera; Drosophilidae. The record is from RefSeq and is a predicted model, not a curated record. Gene Ontology annotation, biological process: protein ufmylation. The coding region runs from base 93 to 1313 and encodes 406 amino acids.
UUUUGUGUUAUCUGGCCAUACUAAGCGAAAGUGACACGACGACGAAUAUUUAAAUUGUUUAUAUUUAUUUAACUGACCACACAAUAACAAUCAUGUCCGCCAUCGAUGAACUGCAAGCCCUUAUAGUCGAACUCAAGUCCGAGCUAGAGGCACAAAAGACCGAAACACGGCAGCAACAGGCUCAGGCUCAACAGGCACGCCAACGAAUUGACCGUAUGUCGGCUGAGGUGGUGGACUCCAAUCCAUAUAGCCGUCUGAUGGCAUUGCAGCGCAUGAACAUUGUCAAGGACUACGAAAGAAUAAGAGAAAAGACAGUUGCCGUUGUGGGUGUUGGCGGUGUGGGCAGUGUAACAGCCGAUAUGCUAACACGCUGCGGCAUUGGCAAACUAAUACUCUUCGACUAUGACAAAGUGGAGCUAGCCAAUAUGAAUCGUUUGUUCUUCACACCCGACCAGGCGGGUCUAAGCAAAGUGGAGGCAGCUGCUCGCACCUUGACAUUCAUCAAUCCCGAUGUGAAAAUCGAGACACACAACUAUAAUAUUACGACUGUGGAUAAUUUUGAUAACUUUUUAACAACAAUUUCACAAAGCGGCACCGAACCAGGUACUCCAGUAGACCUAAUUUUAAGCUGUGUGGAUAAUUUCGAAGCACGUAUGGCCAUCAAUGCAGCCUGCAAUGAGCACUCGCUCAAUUGGUUCGAGUCCGGAGUAUCGGAGAAUGCUGUCUCUGGACACAUUCAGUUUAUCCGUCCCGGCGACACCGCCUGUUUUGCCUGCGCCCCGCCUUUGGUUGUUGCCGAGAACAUCGACGAACGCACAUUGAAGCGAGAGGGCGUUUGUGCUGCUUCCCUGCCCACCACUAUGGGCAUUACGGCCGGCUUUCUCGUACAGAAUGCUCUCAAAUAUUUACUCAACUUUGGCGAAGUUUCCGACUAUUUGGGUUACAAUGCUCUCAACGAUUUCUUUCCAAAAAUGACACUCAAACCCAAUCCUCAGUGCGAUGAUCGUCAUUGUUUAUUGAGACAAAAGGAGUUCCAGACUAAGCCCAAGCCGGUUAAAAAAGAGGUGGAAAUUGUGGCUGAAGAACCUUUGCAUGCCACCAAUGAAUGGGGCAUUGAACUGGUAGCCGAAGAUGCACCUGCAACUGAAGAUGCAGAUGAACCAAAACCCAUAGUAUCGGAUAUCGGAGAAGGUUUGCGUUUGGCAUAUGAAGCUCCAAGCAAGUCAACGGAAACGACAUCUGAGGCAACAACAACGACAACCGGCGAUGAGACAAGUCUGGACGAUUUAAUGGCACAAAUGAAAUCAAUGUGAAUGGAUAUGGAAUAAUUGACACAAAUAAAACCGAAACUAUGCGGAUGGACUAAUUUCGGCUGUGCCGUAGUUAGGUUCGAGUGGAAACUUUUUUUUAUA